AUGGAAAAUGCUCAAUGGCCUCAGGAGAUAGUGAAUGCACCAAUAGUGGAUCAAAGGAAGAUUAUUAUAAGGGGUCAACAGCAGCACCACCAUAAAGAGGCCGUGAUCAGCUGCCCCCGGUGCAGCUCCACCAACACCAAGUUUUGCUACUACAACAACUACAGCCUGUCGCAGCCCCGACACUUUUGCAAGUCGUGCCGGAGGUACUGGACCCAAGGCGGAUCCCUCCGGAACAUUCCGGUUGGCGGAGGCUCCCGAAAGAACAUUCACAAAAAGUCCUCAAACAACUACAACAAAAACAACAACAAUAACAAUAAUAAUAAUAAUUUGUCGAUGCAAAACCCUAGAAGCCGAGAACAUCAUCUUGGUGACUUCAGGGCCAUAGAUGAGCUGAUUCGGGUCCCGAACUACGAAGCCUGCGGCGGCUUGGGGCUGAAUAUUGCAAACGCCACUCCAGGCGAUGCUUCGUCGUCAGGGUUUGGAAAUAGCAAUUACGGGAGUUUCCAGGUGCUGCGAAAUGGCGAUUCGGCCGGGGAUUUCAGCUGGACUAGUGCUACUACUGGAGUUAUGGGUGGAGGAUCAUAUUGGUAA
Messenger RNA from Striga hermonthica, 591 nucleotides. The record is from the annotation of a GenBank genome assembly. NCBI's taxonomy places the organism in Eukaryota, Viridiplantae, Streptophyta, Magnoliopsida, Lamiales, Orobanchaceae.